Messenger RNA from Clonostachys rhizophaga, 1360 nucleotides. Lineage: Eukaryota; Fungi; Ascomycota; Sordariomycetes; Hypocreales; Bionectriaceae. The record is from the annotation of a GenBank genome assembly.
AUGGACCACAGACGCUACGAUGAGGCUCCAGAUGUUAUCAGGCAUCAGCCACCGAUGGUAUAGCACUUCAGCCGGAGUAAAACUACUGUUUGAAAGCUAACUAUUCUCCGAUAGGCAAUUGAUACUGCCCUUCGAUCACAUUGUGGCAUCUGGGCCAAGCAAUAUUUCGUUGCCGUUAUCAUGGACGACGGCACACCUACGACAUUCUUCAGCCCAGGCCCGAAAUUCCAUGAUAGCGUCGUCCGCCAAUUUUUUGACGCCAAGAAGUUUCAGCAGGUGGCAGGCCAGUUUGACUCUGGUGAGUAUCUUAUGAUCUCCCUUGCGUACUAUUCAUGUGGCUUCUGACGCCCUACACUGCAGAUCAGAUAGGAACCGAAUCUAAUGGCCCGGAUGAAACGGAUGAAAGCAUAUAUUUCCGACCGGUAUUUGGCAACAGAUACCAAACCCUUGACCGACUGCUUCUACCGAGUAACAGCGAUGGCGACGAAGGAGCCGGUUACUUACCGCGGUUAGGGCGAAAGCGCCCGAGAGCACGUCAUACAGUCGAAGACGAGGACCUAACGGUGCCAAUCCUGUUGCAUAGGGGAAUACGAGUGAGCGACGCGAGGGCUCUUUGGAGUUUCUACGACCAGCGCUUCGAGAGUUGCCAGCAGUCUGCAUGUAAGCUCAUCGCGAAAGCCUGGGUCAAAGCAGUGGAACCUAAGAAGCAGUCAACACACCCUUACACUGGCAGUGAUGCCAAAGCUCCUGACUGGUGGCCGAAGCCUUGGGGUCCGACUAAGGAGAAUAGAGUCAGACACAAGGAGCCUGACCAUUUAUACAAAAGAGGUACGUGAGAACCAGCAUCAAAUCUGCUGUGUGGCUAUACUGAGAAGACACAAGAACGUGUUCAUCUACUGAAUCAUAUCCUGGCCAUGAUUGUGGAGCCCAUCGCAAAGCAGCAUCCCAACGUGCGAAAACUGCAUCUCAACCUAAAGAAGCUGGAAGAGUGCACUAAUGAAGCUCUCUCCGGGUUCUUUGGAGAAACUCCACAAAAUGCUAGCAAGAAGCUGUUUCUCAACGAAAUCUUCAAGGUGGCUAGGCAACAGGACCUUUUCAAGAAUGGCGAGAUUGGUAAGAACCUCAUGAAUCCAUUCACGGAGCAUACGUCUCUAACAUGUCCCGCCCCCCUUUUUUGCAGAUGCUGCCACAGAACUAUAUAUAUUGAACGAUGAAAGAAUGGUGGAUAAUCUCUCUCCAGACAACAACGAGGGGCCCUUUGGUCACCAUCACGAUGACCAAAACAUGUCGCCAUCGACACGUUCUAACAUUACCCACAGCUUUCACCAAACGCCGUCCUCUAAACACAGCCCAGCAAUAA